GAAGGGGGCUGUUGUGUGGAGCGAAGAGGCCGCCCUGGAAGAGAAACACGCACAAUCUCUGCAUCAGACUCAAACGUGUUGUGGAGCCAGGCGCAACGCACUCCGCUGGAAUACCGCGCAUCGCUGGAUCGACAUGACCUGAAGUAACAUUACGGGAUCUUCCCUCAAAUAGCCGUCCUUAGCCUUAGUCGGUGUCCUUUUGAUGUCGCGCGAAUGUCGCAUUUCGUCCUCGCUCCAUACCUGGCAGCUGUCUACUGUAUCAAAACAUGCACACUGCGUUUAAAAACAGCGGACAGUGUCUGUCAGAAUACGCCCGCAAGAUAUUCCGCGCUGUACCCGCUUGGCAGUAUACACUGUUUUUAGGCUGUUCAGUGGCGAGAGGCCCCAAAACGCCUCAAGAACAAGGUUACACUGUUUGAUGCCCUUAGCACAUGCUAACGUUUCACUAAUAAGCUGCCAGGAACCCAUUGUGCAGCUGCAAUAGGCACUCAUUCGACAAUACCAAAAACUUGGGUAUGUAAUAGGCCUAUAGUAACAGUAUAGUAGGCCUAACACCCAUCCUUGAUUCACACACGUGAAGCACACCAAACCACCCACGCUUGUUGGAUAGGUUACUUGUAGGUAACUUGUAACACUUGUUAGAUAGGUUACUUGUUACUUGUUAAGUAGCAGAGAAUGAAGUCUUUGCCAGGGCCACUGAGCUCUUAAAAAUAACCCGGUGCCCCGAAAUAGCCCUCUGGUUGGCUCCCCAAUUCUAGCACUGCCAUGUUUUCCUAUCACACAUCCUCAGCUUCCAUCUAUGUUGCCGCAUGAAAAGCAGCAAAAAGUUAAUGCCACCACUAUAGUUUGAGAAAUAGAAUGGCAUUGGAAUGGAUUGCGUAAUGUACCCAACUGGUAUAUGUUUCUGUAACAGCCAGGACGCAUGGAAACAAUUGGGCCUACCUCCCUAAUCAGCUGAGAGAGCACUCCCAUCUGGAGUUAAUCCCAUAGUUUACCUUAUGUUGGGGGGUGGUAAGUGGACUGCAACAGUCUGGUAGAAAACCCUGUACCCCAUAUGGCCACUCUGUUAUGACAAUGAGAUAAAGAUAAAGGCGCCACCUGAUGCUGAAGGAUUUGGACAUAAGCGUAUGGAAUUGACACAUAAACAAAGGCAGUCGGUGGUUGCAAUUGGCCAAGCCCUCCCUUCAAAUGCCCCUGUGUUUGGCACACUGGCAGUAGGCUACAGCUGUGACUGAAACGGAGGACUCCUUCAGUUCGCCACUUCAUCCUCCCUGCGGAACCAAUCAACAUUGCUCUCAGGUUGUGCCAUGUACUACCCCUCUCGUCCGCGGCUCCUGACCACGUGACCACCAGCUUCCCACCUCCUGCCGUGCGUCCACUUCCUGUUUGGCCCAGAGGAUGCUGGGACUGUGUCGUGGGCGCAGGAAGUUCCUGGCCUUCUCCCUCUUCCUGCUCUUCAUCCCAGCACUCACCUGGCUCUACCUCUCUGUUGGCAACUUCCAAGUGAGGCACCUCCCCCUGUCGCCCCUGGAGCCCCAGUCCUCGCCUCUGAUUGGUGGAGGCGGGGAGCGGCAGGCACUGGAGCUACGAAUGCGCGAGGUGGAGGAGGAGAACCGUGCCCUGAGGAGAGAGCUGAGACAGCCCCCUCUCAGCCCCUCACGCCCACAGCAGCAGCAACAACAACAACAACAACAACAACAAACAGGUCACCAUGGCAACCGCUCGGCCCCACGCUCCAAUGAGGAAGGGACGGGGGACAGUGGCAGACAGAGACAUAAGCAGGUGGUGGCAGCAGUGGCUGGUAAUGGAUCAGAAUGUGCACACCAACCUGUGGUGGAUAAAUGUGAGACGAUCCACUUGGCGAUAGUGUGUGCGGGCUACAACGCCAGCAGGGAUGUGGUGACACUGGUCAAGUCCGUCCUGUUUCACAGACGUAACCCUCUGCAUUUCCACUUCAUCACGGACUCCAUCGCCCAGCGCAUCCUGGCCUCCCUCUUCCACACCUGGAUGGUGCCGGCCGUACGAGUCGACUUCUACGAUGCCGACGAACUCAAGUCGGAGGUGUCGUGGAUCCCCAACAAGCACUAUUCUGGGAUCUACGGUCUGAUGAAGCUGGUGCUGACCAAAGCGCUGCCCUCUGACCUCAAGCAGGUCAUCGUCCUGGACACCGACAUCACCUUCGCUACCGACAUCGCAGAACUCUGGGCCGUCUUUCACAAGUUCACAGGGCAGCAGGUUCUGGGUCUGGUGGAGAACCAGAGUGACUGGUACCUGGGGAACCUCUGGAAGAACCAUCGGCCCUGGCCAGCCCUCGGCAGAGGCUUCAACACAGGUGUGAUUCUGCUCCUUCUGGACCGCUUGAGGAAGCUCCGAUGGGAGCAGAUGUGGAGGCUGACCGCAGAGAGGGAACUAAUGAGUAUGCUGUCCACCUCGCUAGCAGACCAGGACAUCUUCAAUGCGGUGAUCAAGCAGAACCCCUUCCUGGUGCACCAGCUGCCCUGCUUCUGGAACGUUCAGCUGUCGGAUCACACACGCUCCGAGAAGUGCUACAGAGACGUGGCAGACCUCAAGGUGAUCCAUUGGAACUCUCCUAAGAAGCUGCGUGUGAAGAACAAGCACGUGGAGUUCUUCCGGAACCUUUACCUGACAUUCCUGGAGUACGAUGGGAACCUGCUGAGAAGGGAACUCUUUGGCUGCCCCAGCGAGACAGACCACAACAGUGAGAAUCUCCAGAAGACCCUGCUAGAGCUGGAUGAAGAUGACCCGUGCUACGAGUUCCGUCGGGAGCGAUUCACCGUCCACCGCACACACCUCUACUUCCUGCACUAUGAAUACGAGCCGGCAGCAGACAACACAGACGUCACUCUGGUGGCACAGCUCUCCAUGGACAGACUGCAGAUGCUGGAGGCCAUCUGCAAGCACUGGGAGGGCCCCAUCAGUCUGGCCCUGUACCUGUCGGAUGCGGAGGCCCAGCAGUUCCUGCGCUAUGCCCAGGGCUCGGAGGUGCUGAUGAGCAGGAGCAACGUGGGCUACCACAUCGUCUACAAGGAGGGCCAGUUCUACCCCGUCAACCUGCUGCGCAACGUGGCCAUGCGGCAGGUCAACACGCCCUACAUCUUCCUCUCCGACAUCGACUUCCUGCCCAUGUAUGGCCUCUACGAGUACCUCAGGAAGUCUGUGGUUCAGCUGGACAUGGGCAGUACCAAGAAGGCUCUAGUGGUGCCGGCCUUCGAGACGCUGCGCUAUCGCCUGUCCUUCCCCAAAUCCAAAGCAGAGCUGCUGUCCCAGCUGGACAUGGGUACUCUCUUCACCUUCAGAUACCAUGUUUGGAUGAAGGGCCAUGCUCCCACCAACUUUGCAAAAUGGCGGACGGCCACCACGCCGUAUCGCGUGCAAUGGGAGUCGGACUUUGAGCCGUACGUGAUGGUGAGGAGGGACUCCCCCGAGUACGACCGGCGGUUCGUGGGCUUCGGCUGGAACAAGGUGUCUCACAUCAUGGAGCUGGAUGCCCAGGAGUACGAGUUUGUGGUCCUGCCCAAUGCCUACAUGAUCCACAUGCCGCACGCGCCCAGUUUCGACAUCACCAAGUUCCGCUCCAGCAAGCAGUACCGUGUCUGCCUGAAGACGCUCAAAGAGGAGUUUCAGCAAGACAUGUCCCGGCGCUACGGUUUCACUGCCCUAAAAUACAUGACUGUCGAACACAACAGCUAACCUAACCAUGCUACGAGUCUCACCACAAACAUCUCCUGAAGACUAGUGAUCGGAAUAUGCGGGGAAAAUGUCGGAGAAAGUUUGGAGAAUAUGUUGUUCCUUUCAGAUUUUCUCUCUUACCCCUCCUAGGACACAGCCUUGUCCUGACUCUGUGCCAAUGUGGAGGGGCCAGUGUGACUUUUUUAGUGGCGGUCCUGUCCCUACUGUCUUGGCAGUGGAGGACUUUUCUGCCUAGAGUGCCAUCCGUCCUAGCCCCAAAUGGUGUUGUCAGCAGGAAGAACAAAAUUGUUGAAUGUCUCCUCUGACAAAUACCCCCCUCUACUAUAUAUCUCUCUCUAUUUUUUUUCCCUUGCUGUUGGUCAGUCCGGCGCUCGGGGAUCUUGCUCACUGGCCUGUCAUUUAUUUACUGAAGGAGGCUCUGCGGUGGCAGGGAUGGGGACAGAAGAUGGAGGACAGAGAUAGUGGGGUGGCGAAUGGAGAGGGAUGCCAUGUGACGGGGCUGGUUUAGAGAGGGAGAGAGGAGAGGAGACUAAAAGGAGGAGCAAACCAGAGAGGAGAGGGGAGGAGAAGAGAGGAGGGGAAAGGAGGGGAUAAGAGCAGAGAGCAGAGCAGGGGACAUAGGAGAGGAGAGGAGA
Engraulis encrasicolus (European anchovy) is the source of this 4346-nucleotide messenger RNA. RefSeq names its product xylosyl- and glucuronyltransferase LARGE1. Gene Ontology annotation, biological process: protein O-linked glycosylation via mannose. The coding region runs from base 1399 to 3711 and encodes 770 amino acids. NCBI's taxonomy places the organism in Eukaryota, Metazoa, Chordata, Actinopteri, Clupeiformes, Engraulidae. Gene Ontology annotation, molecular function: glucuronosyltransferase activity; xylosyltransferase activity. The transcript is spliced from 15 exons. Gene Ontology annotation, cellular component: Golgi apparatus. The record is from RefSeq and is a predicted model, not a curated record.